AUGUCAGUGAUGUCUCUCAUCGAUUUUCCAAGUGUUGUACUACACAAAGUUUUGAAUGAAUUGGAUUUGUUUUCUGUUCUAACCCUCCGCAAAGUUUCUCACGGUCUUCGUUCCUUUAUUGAUGACUCCACCCUACUACGAAAUUCAAAUUUCCCGCCAAAAAUCCGUCUCGAACUCAACGAAGAAUUUAUCUUACUGGAGCUCGAUACCAAGACUAUUCAAUACGAAAAGCACCAAUGUCAAGUUGUGUGGAAGAAAGAUUCAGAAGACUGGAGUCGUGGAAAAUCGAAAAUGUUCGAGGAGGAAAAUUUCGAGCAGUUGUUUUUGAAAGAUUUCGCAAUUAUUUUGAAAUUUAACAAUUCAAGAAAGAUGGAAUGUUUUGAGCUGGGAAUUCAAGAUAUCGAUUCGAAAAUUGAAAUCUUUUCUUCUGAAUUCAAAGUCAAAGAAGUCAUCUUAAAAGUCUCAAGUCCAAAUCAAGUUCUGAAAUUUCUCCCGUUUUUUGAUGCUGGAAUCUUGGAGAAACUUGUUUUAAUGGAAGCAGAGAUGCAAGAAGAGGAAGAUGAGGAACAUAAAGAACGUUUUGAUUUAAAAAGAAUCGCAGAACUACCCCAAUGGAAACAUACCAAAAAUGUUGAGGUUCAAGGCUUGAAUGUGUCUCCAAAAACCAAGAAUUACCUUCACUUUUCCACUGUGAAAGUUUAUUUUGAAUCGGUGCCGUAUCAGGAGAUUGUGCUGUUGAAAGAAAAGUUCCUAACGUCUUCUACACUCACCCGAUUUGAGAUUUUCUUCGAUUACAUCACGGAUGACGAGCAAUUACAAGUGGCUCUCGGGGAAUCAUUUAAAGAACUUGAUGACGGGCUGCAUGGCCAGGAAAGAUGGUUCUUCGGGAUUUCGAAUUGUCCAGAAAUUGUGGAAUUAGUUAUAACUACAAUGGGGAGUAUUGCUUAUAGUCGUGUUAAUAGGGACAGUGUUCCAGGAGGAGCUGUGAUAUGGGAUUAG
Caenorhabditis remanei is the source of this 999-nucleotide messenger RNA. RefSeq lists its product as uncharacterized. Bases 1 to 999 code for a protein of 332 amino acids. The record is from RefSeq and is a predicted model, not a curated record. NCBI's taxonomy places the organism in Eukaryota, Metazoa, Nematoda, Chromadorea, Rhabditida, Rhabditidae. The transcript is spliced from 3 exons. Gene Ontology annotation, molecular function: protein binding.